This is a messenger RNA of Coffea eugenioides, 752 nucleotides long. RefSeq lists its product as uncharacterized. The record is from RefSeq and is a predicted model, not a curated record. The transcript has 2 exons. NCBI's taxonomy places the organism in Eukaryota, Viridiplantae, Streptophyta, Magnoliopsida, Gentianales, Rubiaceae. The coding region runs from base 20 to 631 and encodes 203 amino acids.
UUUUGCCCCAACCCCAUUGAUGAUUGAAACUCUCUCCGACAUUAUUUUGUUCAUUCGCCUCAAUAUCGACGGCAGACUGAAGAGCAAAAUGAACGCUGUGACCUCCUCUCCGCACGACUUCCUGGAAGACAACGCCGGCGUCGGAAGCGACUCCGAAACCAAUACGGAUGAGCUGCCUGAGUACUACCAACCUAUCUCCGCUGAAGCCGGUGAGGAUGAAGAAGAAUUGGACCUCUUCGAUCAGCAAAACUCCAACUCCGACGACGACAGUGGGAGCGAUCAUCGCUUACCUAACGGUUACGUGCAUUGUAUGGAAAACGGAGUUUCAUCUCUCGAUCUAAGCAGCGACGAUGAAGGCGAACGUGAGCAGAAGGAAGUGGAAGAAGAUGAGGAAUUAAGAAUGAGAGAGGCGUCUGAUGUGGCAAUACAGAGAGCUUUCAGGGAGGACGAGAACCGUCGGACCGCGCCCUUGACGCCUGAGAAUGCCGUCAGAGUGAUGGAGGCCAUGCGCGGCGUUUCGUUCGCCGGACUGUCUCCGGAUUGGGCUUGCCGGAUUCCCGAAGAUCAGUGGAUCGAUCAGCUUAGGCAAAUCAGACGGCCACCUCCGGCUGGUUCCACAGUUGAAGAUUGAAUUUAUUACACUAAAAUUUCAUCUAGUCCACUUUGUCAUUCGUUUAUCAAGUGUUUGAAACAGAAUGAUUAUUCAGAUUGUACUGAUCCAAUGAUGCAUCAGAAGUUUCCCGUAAUACGUU